Messenger RNA from Varroa destructor (honeybee mite), 2303 nucleotides. Its product is annotated as DNA damage-regulated autophagy modulator protein 2-like. The record is from RefSeq and is a predicted model, not a curated record. Lineage: Eukaryota; Metazoa; Arthropoda; Arachnida; Mesostigmata; Varroidae.
CCAGCAACUUGGAAUGACGUUUACGUAAAAAAAAAAUUUUUUUCGUAAAAAAAAAUUCAGUGGAACUAGAUACCUCGUUCACAAUUGCCCAUAGUUAACAACUUGUGAUCUUUCACAGUAGCAAGAUAUACUUUCCAAUGAAGAAGGAUCGGUCAAAGACAGAAUUCUUUGAACUAUGUCAGCGCUUAAAAUUACAUAAUCUGGAAAACAGAGGGGCACCCGCUACCCACGACACCGAGCGGGCCAAAGUGUUUCGAGUAUGAGCUAGACGUUCGGGUAAUUUCGGCAGCGCAAUCGUUCACAAAUCUAUCAAAGAGAAAUAGGCCACGUUUACUUAAGUGAAACAAGCCAAAGAAGCUUCUCUUCUAUAAAAGUCGGAUCAGACUCUUGUCACAAGUACAGCCGCAGUGCGUCAAGACUAUCAAUUAGCUAACAAGACGUCUGAGAGUUUGCGAGCAAACGGAGAAGAUACAUGAUCUAAACAGGGAUUGUACUCGAGCAUGGGCUACGUUUGCCUACAUCAGACGAUAGGGGAUAAACAAAGACAGUCACUGGUGCAAACGAUCAACAUCGAAAUCGACCCCUGCAAAAGUCCAGUUACUCCGGCUCCGAUAACUUAAGUCCCUUCACAACGAACCAUUUCAGUAGACGCUGUUAGCCUGGGCCUGUAUGGAGAGUUAUUGCGCACGAGAGCAACCCGUAAAAAAGAUGACGCCCAAACAAGAUGAUGAUGAUGAUGACUGCAUACGUUUUCGGGGUUCACCGGAACCAAACAACAACAGGAGUUCUCGACAAACCGACGGAAGUUCAAAGGGUGGCACCAAACCUGGGUCGUUAUCAUGUUCAGCAGAGACUUUGCCUGCGAUUCACUUCACACGUCCCAUCAACUCCAGCCGUAGUCAGACACGUGAUUCUGAUUCGGAGGAUGCAAACACGCGCUUCGUCAUUCUCCAAAACCUUCAUUAUCUGCCCCUGUUGGGAAUGAUGAUUGCGUUUCUAUCGAUUUUCACAUCGUAUGGACUCGCAGUGCAUCAAGGCGAUGUCCCAGCUUGGCUGCCCUAUAUAUCCGACGCAGGCGGUGACCCACCUCAGAGUUCCAUCUUCUCCAUGGGCAUGAAUCUCGUCGGACUCAUGUCGUUUGCAGUCUGUUUAGGUAUCUACCUGUACUAUCUCAUCGUCGAGGCACAAAACUCCAAAGGCUCCAAGAUCAUUUCGCGGCUUGGAAAGCUCUUAGUAAUAUCGGGCUUCUACAUGUGCAUCGGACUCUUUGGUGUUGCCACUAAUCCGCCAGGCCAGCAUCCGUGUUUCGGGCCAGCAUCUCGUACUGUGUACGACCGGCCCGUCGUAUCUCAUCAUCUGAUACGACUAUUGUCAUAUCAUCUUAAGUGGUGGUGUUUAGGUGAGCUUGAGCGAUGCCAUCUACGACGAGACGGCGAUUGGACCUGGGUUGUCCUCGUACCACAUUUGGUCGGGGCAGCAGUCUUCUUCGGUUCCGGCAUUGGGAUGAUGAUCAUAAUCACUUAUAUCACCUUUCUCAUCGAAAGGCCUAAUUAUAUGAAUAAAAUGUUCAUUUCUAGGGUAGUAAUUCUAUUAGGAAGCCUUCUCAGCGGCCUUCUAGUUAUUAUUAGACUGCCUUCAAUGGAUGACAUUGAGAAGCUCAAACCUUCACCUGAUCAUGGCCGAAUCUAUCCUGAGGGAAUGACAUGGAGCACUUUUGGCGAAUGCGCCCGUCGUUUGACUACCACAUUCUCAUCGUUGGUAGGAGCCCCGCUCGAGACGCUUUCAGCGAUACGGCCUAUGGAGACAGUCCCAACCCACUAAAACCCCCAGUUUUGAACUAAACCUCUACUCGCCUCUCCUAACACAUGCCAAUAGGUGUUGGGUCCCCGGGCAGCGAGGCAUUUACCCGCCUAAAUAGUAUCUAUCCAAAAAAGCAGAUACAACAUUUUUUCGAGUACGCGCUCAGACACAUACACCGUAUUCGACAGAGCUCCUUUCAUCAUUUGUUUUACCAAAACGUUCAACGAAAAUACAUCUCUGUUUCAAUUCGAAGCGUACAGUUCCGUAGCAGAGCUAAACCGAGAUCUUUGGCUUACCUAUCUAUGUUCAAAUACAGGUUGGCUAUGUUUUUCAUCGUGGUUUCAUUGAAGGUGUACAAGGAAAAUAAUGGACUUUGCAAAGCAAAGUUACUCUUCCGCGGGUUACGGACAUCGACCAGACCAUGCGUUAUAUUGCUGGUUCACCCCCUCACUCAAGUAUUUAAUUAAAGCAUGUCAUUUAAAUAAAAUCGAUGAACAUUUAAA